CUGCAACUUUAGGAUCAUAGUGUUUUUUUUCCAGUGUUAUUGUUUCCGAAUAAGAUUUCACAUUUGAGUGAUUGAAACAUACAUAUUGUGAAGUGCUAAAGAGAAAAAUGUGAUAAUUAUAUUAGCACAUACCUAUAUAUAUAUUGAUAAUUUGAAAAUAUGUAAGGAGAGCACAAAACAUGGUGAUUAACGGAUUAUUUUUAAGUCUUUUAUUCAUUUGUAUUGGACUGCCUAUAAUAAACACCACACAAUUGGUAUGGAUGGCACCAUAUAGUCUAAUACCUGGGUCCAGUCUUCUAGUCAAUGCUUCUACAUCACUGCCAGCAUUGUCACUGGCUUUACAGAAGAUCUAUGACCAAGGGAUACUACCAAAUAAUUCAAUAAGUGUGACCUAUCUGGACUCCGGAUGUAACAGCAAACAGAGUAUUGGAAUCCUGACUGAUUAUCUCGUACAUCACCAUGUUGACGUCAUUGUAGGACCACCAUGUACAGAAGCAAUGAUACCUAUUGCCGAACUAGCCUCCUACAGAGAUAUACCAGUGUUUAGUUGGUUAGCAAACGAAGAAAGCCUGGAUGAUAAAACUAAAGUGACCACCCUAGUCCGUGUUAUUUAUCCGCUCUCUCAACUAGGUGGCAUUGGCAUAUUGUUUUUCAGUGGACUCAACUGGUUCCGUUUGGUCAUGAUAUCGACUGCAGCGCCAGAAAGUAUUGCUUAUGCUAAUUCACUCGAAGCAGCCGUACAAUCUUUCUCUGUUAUUGGUUUUAAUCUGGUUCAUCAUUACAGCCAGGUCAGCCCCAACAUCAGUGGAACAUCACUGGAUGAAAUGUUUAAUGCUAUCAAAUAUGAAGGCAGAAUUAUUAUUUUGGUUGUAUCUGAUUCGGAACUGAGAAAGUAUAUGGUCCACGCUGAUAGACUUGGAAUGUCUAGCGGAGAUUAUCAAUUUUUCUAUGUGAAAACUACUUUACCAUCACCAGCUGAUAUGAAAAAUCUACAAAGCACUGAUUUUUGGAAGAAAAAUGAUUCUAAUGACGAGGCUGCAAGAAGAGGAUUUGAAAAUCUGUUGUAUAUCAUAUUGGGCGAAACAAAAACAGAUCAGAAUUGGCAAGUGAAGGCUGUGUCUGCUGCACAGAUGUUCUUCGGUAAUGACAGCACUAUACCGAAAGCAAUGCAGCCUGAUUCAUAUUCGGUCUAUUUACAUGAUUGUGUAAUGCUGUAUGGUUUAGCUCUAAAUAUGACUGGCGGUAAUGCCACUGCUGUUAAUGGAACUAGUAUAAGGAAUGCCGCAGUCGAUGUUUCGUUUCAAGGUUUAUCAGGCGAGAUCAUCCUCACUCAGUUUGCUGACCGUUUCCCAUAUUUAUCUAUCUACGAUUUAAACGUAACUGGGAUGUUUUCACUGGUUGCAUAUCUGUACUACACAAAAAUUAACGGAACCAUUGAAACGGUAACAGAUGUUGAUGACAUACGAUGGGGAAAUGGUUUAACCAGUAGAACAUAUACACCACCUGACACUCCUCCUUGUGGUUUCUACAAUGAGUUAUGUCCAACUGAUAACACCUCACAAACUGCCUUAUAUGCUGGACUUGGUUGUGGAAUGCUAGCCGCCAUGUUGAUAGUAUUUUUACUAUAUCGGAUUUGGAAGAAAGAACAAGAAUUGAAUGAUUCAACAUGGAAAGUAAAGUACCAAGAUUUGGAUUUCAGAGUCGCGAAAAAUUCCAAAUCAUUUAUGGCAUUAUCUACUGCAUUUACCCAGAGUGAUGGUUGCCUAACAGACGGAACAGCUUCGUAUACCGAAAAAUAUGGAGUGACUGAUAAUACAGGAAAAUCAGUCAUAGAUGGUGGCGAUGUAAUAAAGUCUAACAAUCAUCUAGCAAAGUUGAAAGGACAAAUUGUUUAUUUAAAAAGAUUAAAGAAACAGAAAGUUAAAGUUGAUCGAAAGCUACUUAAAGAAAUGAAAACAUUACUUGGUAUUAAACAUACAAAUGUUGCAUCUCUGAUUGGAAUGUGUACAGAACCAGGCAAUGUUUCGGUUAUAUGGGAACAUUGUGCAAAAGGCCGGUUAUGUGAUAUUCUAGAGAAUGAUGAUAUUAAGCUUGAUACGAUGUUCAAGUUGUCAUUAGCUAUCGAUAUUUGUAAGGGACUAGAAUAUAUCUACAAAAGCGACCUUAAAUACCAUGGAAAUUUGAAAAGUACCAAUUGUGUAGUGGAUAGUAGAUGGACCUGUAAGCUGUCGGAUUUUGGACCAAGAACUAUUUAUAAAAACUUUAAUGACGAGAACUUCGACUGGAGAACAAGAGCAGAGUCCCUUUUCUGGACAGCACCAGAACAUUUAAGAAAAUGGGUUGUUCAACAUCAGAAAACUGGAUCAAUACAAGGAGAUAUUUAUAGUUUUGGUAUCAUAGCGAAGGAACUAGUAACAAGAGAUAGUCCUUUCGGGUGUGAAGCUUAUAUUCCGGCAGAUGAAAUAAUUAAUAAAGUAGCUGCUACAUUGAAAGUGCCAUUUCGUCCGAAAUUCCCACACAUGUCGGAUGAUGUAGAGACAAUGAAACAGACAAUGGCUAUUGAGGCUUUGAUAAAACGGUGCUGGGCUGAAGAUCCUCAAGUCAGGCCCUCAAUCAAACGUGUUCUUAAAACUUUGAAUGCUAUCAAUCCAUUUAAAAAGUCGAAUGUCAUAGAAAAUAUGAUUGUUAUGAUGGAAAAGUAUUCUAAUCAGUUAGAAGAACUUGUAGCUGACAGGACAGCGCAGCUGGAAGAUGAAAAACGGAAAACAGAUGCUCUGUUAUACCAAAUGCUUCCAAGAAAAGUAGCAGAGGAUCUGAAGCUAGGAAAAACAGUGAAAGCUGAAUCUUUUGAGAAAGUGACAAUAUACUUUUCAGACAUAGUCGGUUUCACAACAAUAGCAGGAGAUUGUACACCUAUUCAGGUUGUGGAACUAUUGAACUCCUUGUACACCGUAUUUGAUGAUACAAUAAAAUCGUAUGAGGUUUACAAGGUUGAAACAAUAGGAGAUGCGUACAUGGUUGUAAGUGGUUUACCAGAAAGAAAUGGCGACAAACAUGCCAGUGAAAUGGCUUAUGUAGCCCUAGAUCUUCUUGAUGGUGUGAGAAAUUUUAGGAUGCCUCAUGACCCCGAAGGUUGUCUACGUAUUAGAAUAGGUCUUCAUAGUGGUCCAGUAGUUUCAGGAGUUGUCGGACUUACUAUGCCACGAUAUUGUCUGUUUGGUGACACCGUUAAUACAGCUUCUAGAAUGGAAUCAAACGGGGAAGCUUUGAAAAUUCAUAUGAGUAGUGCAACAGCUAAUAUGUUGAAGGAAACAGGAUUAUUUGAACUCCAGAAAAGAGGCGAUCUAACGAUAAAGGGGAAGGGCAGUAUGACAACCUACUGGUUGGAAGGAAUAAAGAAAGAAAAUAUAUCUAGUCAAGACUCGUCUAAACAGUACUACUCUCAUCUGAGAGAAAAUAGGGAUCAAGAAAUAGAGGACACAGAAAGUUCAGAGGAAGAAACUCUACCCGAUUUAUGUGAGAAAAUCAAACACUCUGACGUUUUCAAAGAUGGACAGAAUAAGCUUCCAUCUGCAGAUUUAAUUCAACUUUCUAUCAAAACUCCAAGUUUACAGUUGUUCGACAGUGACCAAGAAGAUGCUGACCAUUAAUAGAAUAAUUCAAGUUAUUUCAUUUUUUACAAGACUUAGUGCAAUUGUUAACGAACAAUUUUCCCAGUUCAUAAAUGUGAUAUUUUGUUAUUUUUUCAUUAUCUUUACAUUUGAAAAUUAGACAUAUUAUUUUACUACUUGUCUUGACUCUGUUUAUAAAUGUCACUAGUUUU
Messenger RNA from Mytilus trossulus (common blue mussel), 3823 nucleotides. Its product is annotated as atrial natriuretic peptide receptor 1-like. Gene Ontology annotation, molecular function: ATP binding; protein kinase activity; adenylate cyclase activity. Gene Ontology annotation, biological process: cGMP biosynthetic process; protein phosphorylation; receptor guanylyl cyclase signaling pathway. The record is from RefSeq and is a predicted model, not a curated record. Gene Ontology annotation, cellular component: plasma membrane. NCBI's taxonomy places the organism in Eukaryota, Metazoa, Mollusca, Bivalvia, Mytilida, Mytilidae. The transcript has 24 exons. The coding region runs from base 180 to 3650 and encodes 1156 amino acids.